UUUGUCGAAGACUAACACAGAGUAUUUCUUGUCUUUCACCCUAUUCCUCUUCUCCUCUUUCUAUUCUUCAGUUCUAUACCAUCAAAAUUUCGAAAGCCCGAGCCCCCUUUUCUACGUCCAGAUUCUCCUCCAUUAUUUUACACCGUUCCCAGUUGAUAAGGUACCACUUCAUAGUCUGAAUUCUAUUUCAAGCUUUCAGGGUUUCCGCCAGGAUGGAAACCACGAUGUCCCCCCUCCAGCGUGCGUUCAACGCAUUUUUGAUGACCAUGCCACCCGAGCAGUUGGAGGAGCUGCUCAAGUACCUCCAGGACGCGAAAGCUCAGGGAAAUCCUCAGCCUUCAUAUCCAAAUGAAAAUAUUCAAUCGUGCUUAGAGUUCAAGGCCGACAAAAAUCAUGGAUCUACUACCCCUGCAAGUGCUAACUCGCGGUCCUCAACUUCGCGGGGGAAACGUGCCUCUGAUGCGAAAAGAAGGCCGCUCAAUAGUUUCAUUGCCUUUAGAAGCUAUUACUCCGUCAUGUUCCCUGAUCUCACUCAGAAGGCAAAGUCGGGCAUUCUUCGCUUCCUGUGGCAGAACGACCCAUUCAAAGCCAAAUGGGCAAUCCUUGCCAAAGCCUACUCCAUCAUUCGCGAUGACCACGAUAGCGAUGUUUCUCUGGAAUCUUUUCUGGGUUUGAAUGCGCAAUUCAUUGGUAUAAUUGGACCAAGUCGUUAUCUUGAAGUUAUGGGCUGGCAACUGGAUGUCGAUGAUCAGCAACAAUAUACUAUAGCUAGGGUUAAAACGACGACUGCAAAUGAAACCGAUAUUUCGACAAACUAUUCUGUUAAUGAUAUAGUUAGACAUUGCUACACCAGUGGCUAUGUUUCCGAGAAAAAUCGGAAGAGCAAGGCAAGCAAUAGCAACAGUGCCCCGGUUAUGGCUUUUGCUGCCCAGCCGACUUUGGUUGUCCACAAGGACGACAGUAUUCGGAUCUCUGGCAACCAUACUAUUGUAACCGAAGUUUACAAAACUAAUCCGGCUAUGGAAAUAUCUUCACCGGAGCAAACUGAAGAUACAUUUUCGCCAAACACUAGUGACUUGAGCACAAUUGCUGAUGAACCUCCGCUCGAUGCAAUGGAAGUAGUUGGCAUCUGCAACCGUCCUCAACGUUUCCCGGAGUCAAGUAUGAUGAAUGGUGUUGAUUUCCAUAACAUCCAGUUCCCAGGCUGGGAUGAGGAGAACGCAAUGUUCACUUACGAUGCCGCACUACAUACGCCACUGAUACCCUAUGAUCCGCUGCACUACGAUCCACUAGAAGCCUAUGACUUCUCUAGAUUCGUUGACAUUUGA
Aspergillus caelatus is the source of this 1328-nucleotide messenger RNA. Its product is annotated as mating-type protein MAT alpha 1-domain-containing protein. NCBI's taxonomy places the organism in Eukaryota, Fungi, Ascomycota, Eurotiomycetes, Eurotiales, Aspergillaceae. Gene Ontology annotation, molecular function: DNA binding, bending. The record is from RefSeq and is a predicted model, not a curated record. The transcript is spliced from 2 exons. Gene Ontology annotation, cellular component: nucleus. The coding region runs from base 213 to 1328 and encodes 371 amino acids. Gene Ontology annotation, biological process: positive regulation of mating-type specific transcription, DNA-templated.